This is a messenger RNA of Penicillium griseofulvum, 363 nucleotides long. RefSeq lists its product as uncharacterized. The record is from RefSeq and is a predicted model, not a curated record. The transcript is spliced from 2 exons. Bases 1 to 363 code for a protein of 120 amino acids. NCBI's taxonomy places the organism in Eukaryota, Fungi, Ascomycota, Eurotiomycetes, Eurotiales, Aspergillaceae.
AUGCAAUUUGCCUACCUUCUGUUGGCUUUGCCAUACUUGUGCCUUGCCGCACCAAUUAGCAAUUAUGCUUCCAUUGAUGCCCGUGACGUUGAUUGCUCGCUGGAUGUUGCUGGGUGUGGAGGACACCAGGCUUACAAGCGAGAGGAGCUUGAUGCCCGCGACGUUGAUUGCUCACUGGAUGUCGCUGGGUGUGGAGGACACCAGGCUUACAAGCGCGAGGAGCUUGAUGCCCGCGAUGUGGAUUGCUCGCUGGAUGUUGCUGGGUGUGGAGGACACCAAGCUUACAAGAGAGAGGAACUUGAUGCCCGCGACGUUGAUUGCUCACUGGAUGUCGCUGGGUGUGGAGGACACCAGGCUUAUUGA